AUAUGGAGGCAACCAGUUCAGUAAAGGAAAGAGAACACCUGUACAGACUGAUAGUUAGUCAGUUACGUUAUGAUGGUUACGAAUCUGCUGCUUCUAAUUUAGCUCGUAACUUCAGUGCCUACCCUCCCUGCGCCCCAUCAUCUCGUCUAUCUCAUCUUGUGAGACUAGGGAACCAAAUGGAGGGAGAAGCUAGUAAGCCGGAUCACAGUGACGUAUUGUCACACAUUAGUGGGCGGGGCAUCAUGGACUUGGAAUUUGAGAGUGACGAGAAGAUUAUGUCCCCUCCUGCCCAUAGACACGAGUUAGGCUAUGUAACGUCGCAUAAAGGACCUGUCCUCUGUUCUAAUUUUAGCCACGACGGUAGACUGGUAGCAACAGGCUCUGCUGAUAUGUCCAUUAGGAUACUAGACGUUGAUCGAAUGGCCACUAAAAGUACUGUCGGCCAGCAAGACCCUCACCCUGUCAUUAGAACCCUCUAUGAUCACUCAGACGCUAUUCUCUCCCUCUCGUUUCAUCCGACCGUAUCAGUAUUAGCUUCAGGGAGUCGAGAUAAUUUUAUAAAGUUCUUCGAUUAUUCGAAACCCUCAGUGAAGAGAGCUUAUAGGUCUGUGAUUGAAGUGGCUAGCGUAAGGUGCUUAACUUUUCAUCCGUCAGGGGAUUAUAUAUUAGUGGGGACUGAGCAAAGCACAUUGAGAUUAUAUGAUGCUAACACGUUUCAAUGUUUUGUGUCGUCUGAUGCCAGAGAUCAGCACUCCUCAUCUAUUAACUCGGUACAUUAUUCAGUGGAUGGGAAGAUGUAUGUGACAGCUAGCAGUGACGGCAGCUUAAAAGUGUGGGAUGGUGUCAGUAAUCGUUGCAUUAAUACGUUCAAAUCUGCUCAUGGUGGAGAGCCAGUGGGUUCAGCAAGACUGUCAAAGAAUUCAAAGUUUGUUUUGACUAGUGGAAUGGAUGGAUACGCUCGAUUAUGGGAACUAUCAUCAGGCAAUUGUCUCAAUAAUUACAAACCUAAUAAAAUCAGUAAGCCCCAGUUCUUACCCACGGCAGUAUUCUCUCACACUGAAGAUUAUGUACUGAUGGGAGAAGAACAUCAAAAUAUGAUAUUCUGUUGGGAGACAAGGACAACUCAGUCAUACAAACCAUUAUUCACUUCUCAUCAAGGUCCUGUUAGAACUCUCUGUCACAGUCCAUUGGUCCCUGCAUUCAUAACUGGGGGAGAAGAUUGUAAAAUAAGGUUCUUCUGUUGCAAGGACCGCCAGAACUAAUUUUACAGAAAAA
Molecule: messenger RNA, 1275 nt
Organism: Amphimedon queenslandica
Lineage: Eukaryota; Metazoa; Porifera; Demospongiae; Haplosclerida; Niphatidae
Product: cleavage stimulation factor subunit 1-like
Exons: 13
Coding region: 3-1262 (419 amino acids)
Biological process (GO): mRNA 3'-end processing
Cellular component (GO): mRNA cleavage stimulating factor complex
Molecular function (GO): RNA binding; protein binding
Source: RefSeq, a predicted model, not a curated record